This is a messenger RNA of Fusarium pseudograminearum CS3096, 5268 nucleotides long. RefSeq lists its product as uncharacterized. The record is from RefSeq and is a predicted model, not a curated record. The transcript has 5 exons. Gene Ontology annotation, molecular function: protein binding. NCBI's taxonomy places the organism in Eukaryota, Fungi, Ascomycota, Sordariomycetes, Hypocreales, Nectriaceae. The coding region runs from base 1 to 5268 and encodes 1755 amino acids.
AUGGAAGUCGCCGCCAGUUUGAUAGCGAUUGUGGACCUCUCCGUCUCUGUCUCGUCCGCAUGUAUCAAAUACAUCAGAGGGGUAAAGAACGCGGAAAACGAGGCUACUGCACUGCAUGAAGAACUAAGCUCACUCUUAUGCAUUGUAUCUCGACUUCAACUUCCCUCAGUAUCAUCAAGCCUGAAGAUAGAGCUAGAGCCAGACAUCAAACUCUGUUACGAUGACCUUUUGGCGCUGCAGGCAAAGCUGAAGCCGGCCGAGGGGUUUAGACGGUUUGGCCAGAAACUUGUCUGGCCUUUCAAGAAGGAAGGCGAAUUUCAAAAUGCGUCGAUGCGGAUUCAGAGACAUUUGAAUAUUUUCGAGAAAGCUAUUGCUGUCAGCACGCUUGAGACAACAUCAGAGAUCAAAGCACAGCUCCUCCAACUACGCGAAGAACGCGAGUCUGACCGUACUCUUAUAACCGAAAAUUUUGGGGCGAUAGAUGCGCAUCUGUCCGAUAUCAAGAAAAUAAUGAGCCAAGACCAAAGGAACGAGUUUACCAAGUGGCUAAACGCUGUUGACUGCGAGUCCAACUAUCGCGAUAAUAUUGCCCUGGCAGUCUCGAACACAGGGUCCUGGUUCUUCGAGGAAACAGGACAUUUUGCGCAGUGGCUGCAAUGCACUGCAAAUUCACCGAAGAAUAUCUUGGUUCAAGGCGAAGCCGGAGCUGGGAAAACAGUACUUAUGUCGACUGCCGUGCAGGCCGCUCUGUCAGUUCCACCAUCGUCCAAUAUAUACAUCGGGUACUACUAUUUCGACUUCAGAAGUUCUCAAAAGUCGCUGCCAAGCUCCAUGCUUCGUUCCUUGUUACAUCAGCUCAUCAACGACAUGCCAUCCUUCCCUGAAGCAAUCGAGAGAUUGCGAAGCAAGUAUCUAACCGCUGAUAUGGUGCCUGUCUCAGAGUUAACAAGCAUUCUGCAACAAGAGUAUUCCAACUUUGACGCGGCGUUUCUAUUCAUCGAUGCUCUUGAUGAAUGUGAGAAACUUGAUGACUUACUGAAUGUUCUCAAAACCAUGACACGCAACACUGGGCCAUGGACAAAUAUACGGUGUAUGUGUUUCAGUCGUGACGAGAGUGGUAUCAAACAAUCUCUAGAACCGUCAGGCUUCACUAUACAGCCACUGGAGUAUGCCGCAGUUGUCCAGGAUAUCGAAGUAUAUGUGACAGAAAUAAUGCGAAAUGAUGCAAACGGCAAUUUCAAAGUUUUUCAUGGCUCUUCAGAAGGACUUCGAAGCGAUGUGAUAACCGCAUUAGUACAAAAGUCCGGUGGAAUGUUCCGCUGGGUGCAGUGCCAACUUGACGAGAUAUCACGUUGUCGAACAGCACGUGAGAUACGAGAAGCUAUCAACAACUUACCAUCAACCCUUACAGAGACAUAUGAGCAGAUGUUCAAGAAAAUGUCCAAUUCCGAUCUCCGUAAAGCCCAACGGAUACUAUCGUGGCUGAUCGGAACGGAUGGAGAAAUGACUGCAAACAUGCUUGUUGAAGCAUUGACCAUCGAUGAGGACAGAUUGGAGGUUGAUGAAGAGGAUCGUCUUCAAAAUCCUGGCGAAAUUCGCAACAUUUGCCGAAGUCUUGUCCGAGAGUCUGACCACAGUUACCCGAUCCGUGGACCUAAAUGCAAGGCCAUAACUCUUGCACACUUCAGUGUUGAACAGUAUCUUCUUUCGCCGCAAGCCGGCAAGUUUAGACUCGAUCUGAGAGACAUUCACCUUCAACUUUCUCGAGCUUGUUUGGCGUACAGUACCUCGCCUAUCUGGGAAUCAGUCACCCAAUCGGGCUCUGAGGAAGAUGCCGUAGCUGAAAAUGGCAGGGAUGUGGUACAGUUCUUGGCUAGCACAUGUCAAGACAUCUUUUCCCAUCUCCAAUAUCAAAACGUUGAGUAUGACCUCGUGCAUUAUAUAACCGGCCUGCUCCAACAGGAGCCUAGGCUCAGGAACCUUGAUCGAAAUUGUGCUCUAGUCAACUCUUGGGAUGAUUAUCGUUCACCGUACAAGGCGAUUUUAUACAUCGAUGCCAGAGGCGGACCCUGGGGCGUAUCGAUGACACGCCUUUUGGACGGCCCAUUACGAAUCGGACACAACUCAAGCUUCCUAUCAAAAUCUGUCGUGGCAGGAUUGUAUCCCACGUGCAUUUCUUUGAUUCUAAGCACAAUCGAAUUCAAUGGGGUUGACGAUUAUGACCAGACACCUCUAGCCUUCAUCGUAGCUACAGGAAGAAUUGACCUCGUACGACACUUUACACUUCAAAAUACAACAAACUAUCAAAGGGCUGCAGGCAGCAAUACGCCAGAGGAUGGACAUAGGCUGAAGUUGAUCCUGAACAGCACCGUUAACGGGCUCUUCACAGCCAUCGUGGCCAAAUGGGUUGAUGGAUGUCAUGAGUUAUUUGCAGCAGCUCUUGGAUAUUUGGAGAUGUUCAUCGACCGUGAUUACGGCACUAAAGUUUAUCAAACGAUGAUACGACUAUGCUCUAUCCUGAGCGCUGUGGAGAGAUUUGAUGAGUUCCUGGAAUUUCUUCUCUCCCAUGCUUCCAGAAGCGAACGAAUGAACGCCCAAGCAUUAAAGCAGCUCGAGGAAGAGGCACUAUACGUCUCUAUUCGUCAGGACAACGCAGGAUAUGUCCGAAAGAUGCUUGCCUCCGGAGUUUCCCCAACUGCCAGAAUUAACCGAGCCUCCAAUCUGAGACUUUUGCACCAGCGAUAUGCAGACAAAGUGACAUUGGAGGGGGUCAAUGAAUAUUGGCUUUGCUAUCUCGACACUGAGGUACUUCUAGAGAGGAUCGACCACCACUGGAGAGACUGGGAGUAUGCACAAGAAGAGCCCAAGAUCAUAUUCACUACCGCGAUGAACAACAGUCAAAUCAGUCGACUUCUCGUUGAAGGAGCCAAUGCAGAAAUUCUAGAUGACGAAGAUAUUCUCUUACCCGUUAUCGGGUCCUGGCUUUCUAUGACCGAUAACCAAGGACAGACUAAAGAUCUUGAGUUCCUGCGAUCUCUUCUGCUUGACUAUUUGCAAAAACCGGAGAACAAAGAAAAGCUCAACCUGGCACUGAACAUCUGGGCUGGCAGCAAAGACGGUAUCCAGGUGAUAAAGCAGCUCAUUGCGAAAGGUGCAGACCCAAACAGCUCACUAGUUGGUGAGAAUUAUCACGAUUUUAGGACGCCUCUUGUGACGGCUUGCCGGGGCCAAGGCUUUGCAAACGUGGGCGUGCUAUUGGAUGCAGGUGCUGAUCCGAACCUUGAAGCAGAGUCUGGCAUGCUUCCUUCGGUGGCCUUACUUAACAACUCGUGGUGUCCCGAAUCAGAACGCGAUCGGAUAUAUGACCUUCUCAAGCAACACAGACCAGCACUGAAAACACGUACUGAGAAGCCAUUACUACCGCCACCUACCUUUAGUAGAUACGGUUAUGGAUCUCGAAAUGGAUCUGUACUUUCUGCAAUAAUCACAAGUACCAUGAGGUACCAUAUCCCGGUGGAGUUCUUGAUGUCUCAUGACCUCUUGAACAACCUUGAUAGGUAUCUACCAGGCGAUGAAUACGGAACUCCGUUGAUCGCUGCUGCUGCAACGGGCAGUAAAGACUUUGUUGAUCUCCUCAUCCAACACGGUGCAACUAUUGAUGCCCCAGGCCAUCCUGAUACCGAGUGGUCACAUCCAGCACUUGCUGCGAUUCUUUCCGACCAUUGGGAUCUGGCAUUGAAAUUUCUCGAAGGCUUUGACGCAUCGUCUUACGAAACGCAUGAAGAACAGAGAAAAUGGAAAAUGGUGCUCAUGUCAGCUCUUCAAUCAAAUGGCCAAGAUGUUGCUCUCAAGUUGAUUGAGGGCGGUGUCGAUGUCGAUUUCAUUAUAGACCAGGGAGCUUCGUCAUACAUUCUAUACCAUACCCGAGAGUCUUUCCAUGCCUCCAUGGACGAAAUAAUGUCAUGUCUCUCUGAGGCAGGAACGUCGAUGUAUGCCGCAUAUGUUAGUGGGAACAUGAGUAUGAUCAACAAAUUACAGAGCAUUGGGGCGAGCCAAGACCCAGCUCCAGGGGCACCAUUCGGAGACUCUUUAACAGCAGCCUGUGCGUCUGAAAAUGUUGAAGCUGUUGAGAUACUCCUUCAGCAGGGUGGUGAUGUUAACAAAUGCAACCCUGGCCGGGAGAAAUGGUGUCCCCUCAUCGCUGCCUUACCUGUUUCCUAUAGCAGUGGUACAGACGAGAUUGUGUCGCUACUUAUAGAAAAGGGAGCUAAAGCCAAUGUCUCGUAUCCGUUUAAGAAUGCCCCCGCAGAGCCAAGCAGUCUUGAGUCGAUUCUUUUCAAAUACAACAAGACUCUGCAUUUCUCGUUGAUGUGGAAGAGAAUGUGGGAUAAUUCCAAGAUUACGGGGCAAUCCAUACUAUAUGCAAAGCCUUUCAAUGGUAACGCCUUCAUUGCGGCGACUGAGGGACGCGAUGAUGAGAGACUGGAACUGGUGGCUAAACAAGAAGGUGUGGAUGUGAAUCGUGAGGAGAGCUGCGGCAUCUAUCCAACAGCAAUGAUAGCAACUCUCGACAUGAAGAAGAGUUACAGAACCUCCGACACCCUCCGCAAGCUUGGCGCAAUGGAGAUAUCAGCCAGCCAGAUGCUCAACUUCACUCACCCUUUUCGAGCAUUGAGCAGCGAGAUUGUGAAAGGGAAUGCUAGCUUGACCAUUCCUGGUAGUUUUUGGGGGAACAUGAUCACACUCUGCGUGAACGUGCCGAUGGCCAUUCCCUUCCUCCUCCAACGAGGCGCUGAUCCAACUGAGGUCGUUCCGGGAAGCUUUUACGGCUCAGCACUCAUGGCAGCAUCAGCCUUGUUAAGCGCAGAUACUAUUCUGCACUUUCUCGAUCACGGGUGCGAUUUUAACAACAUCGUAUCAGCCAGCCCCUUUGGGGCGCCACUGAUUGCUGUCUGCGCAGGUCCAUCACACUAUCCAUUCCAGUGGAGCUUCCAUGAAGAGUACAACCUCCAGGACCCUCCUGGUUGGUCUAUGGUGCAAUACGAUAUGCUGGAACUGUUGAUUGCUAAUGGUGCUGAUAUAAAUGUCACUCAUAAUGAGUUCAGUCCACUCAUUGCGCUCGUCUUGUGUGACUGCGAGCAAGAGUAUAAGAUCAAGGGCUUGAGGUUGCUGCUGGACAAGGGGGCCGACCCGAAUUUGACAUUGCCUCAGUGGGGAUAUAAGGCAGUGAGUAUACAUCCUGUUCCUGGCCUGUUUGUUGCCUUGUGA